Ricinus communis (castor bean) is the source of this 2035-nucleotide messenger RNA. RefSeq names its product zinc finger protein 10. The coding region runs from base 865 to 1827 and encodes 320 amino acids. The record is from RefSeq and is a predicted model, not a curated record. Lineage: Eukaryota; Viridiplantae; Streptophyta; Magnoliopsida; Malpighiales; Euphorbiaceae. The transcript has 2 exons.
GUUUUACCUACCUUGGACUUGACUUAAUCAAUAAACGAGCUAAUACAUUUUAUCCAGUCAAAGAGUGACUCGACUCUAGUGAUGAAGUGCAAGAGUUAGCAUAUACAUGGUUUCAAUUUUUGUCUUGCUUCUAGUUGCAUGCCAAAACCAUAUGAUUGAAGUAUCUUUUUUUUUUUUUUCUUUUCCCUUUUUAGGAUAUUGAGUUAUCAUAGUUGGAGGAAAUCAAAAGGAGAAUAUCAUUAGAUUUUACGAUGGACGAGAAAUUCUUGUUGUAGGUGUAAUUAAUUGCUUAUGAAAAUCACAAAUAUACGAGAGCGUCGAGAGAGAGAGAGACGUGUAAUACAUUUGAUUUCAGUACAAAUGUAUAAAACAUAGUGUUAAUAGAAUAACUUUUUAUUUAGAUUUUAAAUAAAUAUUUUAAUUCACGAAAUUAUAAAUAUAACGUCAUGUGAAGCAUAUGUUCUUAUAUAUUUGAGGUUACGCAUUCUCUGUGUCACCAAGACAGCCCAAAAAAUGUGCACAUUUAAAGCGUACUCCACCUUUUUAAGAUGGCUCUCCCCAGAAUUCAGAUUUCCUAUACAAUUCCUUCCCCGUGGCAAAGAGAACAUGGAGGAAGAAAACAAAAUUUUCGAGAUUUCAUAAUUGGAAACGUGGACUGGCUUAGACCUACCAAGAGAGAGACCAAGAAGUAGUUACAGUAAGACAAACAAGGUAGAGUACCCACCAUUCACCACUCUCUAAGCAAUCAUCUAAGACUUUCUCUUCUCUUCUCUUCUUCUUUAGUCUCAUCUCUCCUUCUAUCAAAGCAAAUCUUGCAAGCGUUUUGAAACUUGUAAUUGUUAGUGUCAAUACUCGGAUGUAGUAAUGGAGCAAGCAAGGUGCUGGAUGUGGACUAAGCGAAAACAUAAUUUGACUAGUUCUCAUCUUCAAGCGUCGACUAGACCUCCUCCUUCCAUAGAUGAUUCAUGGGAAGAACAGGCUUUUGCCGAAGACGCAGCUGGUCCUUUAGGUGGGUGUAUAUGGCCACCAAGAUCUUAUUCUUGCAGCUUUUGUAGAAGAGAAUUCAGGUCUGCUCAAGCUCUAGGUGGUCACAUGAAUGUUCACAGGAGGGAUAGAGCUAGACUAAAGCAGUCUCCACCAGGCCCCCAUAAUGAAGUAGUUCAUCAUCCUCCUCAUCAUCACCAUGAUGACCACCAAAAUCAUAACAAUCUCUUCCCUAGUCCCCAUACAUCUUUGGCUUUUCAAUACCCAUCUCAUCAGAUUUGUGCCUUGGUUUAUAGCCCUAACCCUAAUUCUGAUCCUGGUAUUAUUGCAUCACCAUCUUCACCUUCUAACAAGGCUUCCACUACACCUACUCGAGCGAAUUGCGAUGAAAAGAACCUGUUCCCUCCUUUCUCUUCUUCUAUUAUUAAAGAAAAACUUGACGAGAGGUACCGUAGAUCUUCCCCUCCGUCGCGGCCGAACUUGGCCGAAGAAAGAUAUUACCAUAUCUCAGAUCCCAGGAGUGAAGGAGAUCAUAAGGAUUCAAUUCUAGAAUCAGGAUGUAGAGCUAAGGUAGAUUAUGUCAAGACUGAUCUGGCUGUGAGCUUGAAUUUGGUUGUUCGACGAACUCGCCAAGCAAUAUCAGAUGAUGAUGAAGCUGGUGAUGAGGAGACGGCCAUAGGCUGCAAAAGAAGGAGAACUAGUACUUCAUCAUUAUCUUUCUUCAAGAAGUCGAAUUCAGUUGAUAGACAUCAUGUCCAAUCAGAGGUAAUCGAAAUUACUCCUUGUUCUAUAGAGGAGUUGGAUCUUGAACUCAGGCUAGGUGACCGGCCCAAGGUAAAGUAGUUGUAGAGCACUCCCAAGUUGCCAUAUGGGCAUAUAGUUACUAAAUACCGAGUUCUUCUGCGUUAUAUUGCUUAUAAUUAUUUCUUUGUUGCUUUCAGUUUAAUCACUUUCUUCUAUAUUUGAGUGCUUAUGAAUUCUCACAAAGGUGCAUGUAACAAUAACAAGAAAAAAAUGACAAAACAAAACAAGUAAAAGAGUGAAAGUUUCA